UUCCUUCUCUGAGAACCGGAAAUGGUUGCACGCUGCAAUAAACAAACCUUAAAUGUGUUCUUGGUGGUUCUUUAAAUCAGUCUAGUGCAUUCUGUAAUGGAUCUUCCAUGCGUUCAAUGGCAAAAUCAUGUCGCCCGGAAAUGGAGUUCGCUUCAUGCAGGGAUGAGAGAAAUAUUUCCAUCCUUGGUGGAUGUUGAUGAUAUUUUCAAAUAUGGUUUAAGCCAAACAACUCACAGUGACUUAGACUUCAUGAAGUCAGUCUCUGAUGGAUACUUGAUGAAGAAGGACCCUGAGCAAGCAGUUAAAUACAGGGAGAAGGGUAACUCUCACUUCAAAGCUGCAGACUACAAGGUUGCAACUCUGCACUAUUCACAGGGUAUUUGUUUUGCUCCUAGUAGUUCAGAGCAGCUCUCUCUGUGCUACGCAAACCGAUCAGCUGCUCUUUACCAUCUGAAUCACUACCAGGACUGCCUUGCUGACAUUGAAAGAGCCUUGAAGGCCGGCUAUCCCUCUCAUCUAUCACACAAACUACAGGACCGUCGCACCAUGUGCCUGAAUCAACUCUGUAAAAAAACUACUGAAGAUAAUCCAAGUCUGUGCUCCAACGGAAAAGCCAGGGUGUCAGCUUCAAAUGUUAGGAUUUGUCCCAAAGUGACAAUUGACUACAAUUUGGAAAAAGGCCGACACCUGGUGGCUGUAGAGAGAAUUGAACCUGGAGAUGUGAUUCUCACCGACAGGCCAUACAGCUUUGUUCUUAUACCUGAAAUAGAGGAGACGAGGAAGAAAGAUGCAAGGACAGAACUGUUUGGAACGCAGCACAGGCGCUGUCACCAGUGUUUGGCUGAAACUCUGUGUCCCGUUCCUUGUGAGGGGUGCAGUUACAGCCGAUACUGUUCAGUUAGAUGUCAGCGGGAAGCCUGGGAGGAGCAUCACUGCUGGGAGUGUUCACUGGAAGCAGACCUAAUGGCCAUGGGCAUCAUAGCACAUUUAGCACUCAGAAUCACACUAAAGGCAGGUUUGAAAACCAUUCAAGAAGCAAGACAACCUGUCACCAACAGACAUGAGGAGGCUAACGGUCUGAUCAAUCCCAAUCCAUGCUCAGAUGAGGUGGAUCCUUUUGCAUCACACUAUGGUGACUCCUACAUGAGUGUGUUUCACCUAUUGCACCAUAUAAGUCAUCAAAGCACCGCUGUGCGAUUCCUCUAUGCAAUAACUGCAGCAGCUCUCUGCAUGAAGCUCAGCGAGGCAGGGUUGUUUCUUGUUUCAAGGAACAUUAACAAACACUCAUCAGCAAACAGCCCGUUGCCAUGCGGACCAAAGGAGGAAGAAGGUGAUGCAGAGCAGAGCUCGGAGCAAUGGCUGCUGGGAAGUACAAUUCUGAGGCACAUGCUGCAGCUGAGGUGCAAUGCUCAGGCCAUCACUGUUCUGCAAGAUAAAGAAGUGGAAAACUCCAGAGUGCAAUCUCAGCAGGAAAUCCGCAUUGCCACAGCGAUGUUCCCAUCCCUCAGUCUUCUCAAUCAUUCCUGCAGUCCGAACACCACCCUGGUGUUCAGCACGGUUCCUGCUGAUGAAGGUUGUGUGGAGGGACUUGCAGACAUCAGUAUAUCUGAAGAAAGGCGGGAAAUUCGGGGGGUCUCUGUGACGGUGAGAGCAGCCAGAGUUAUCAGUCCGGGACAGGAAGUCCUACACUGCUAUGGUCCUCACAGCAGUAGGAUGGUAGCUAAAGACCGCCAGCGCCUCCUGCAGGAACAGUACUACUUCCUGUGUCAGUGUGAGGCUUGCAGCAAUCCAGACAAAGAUGAAGAAGCCAACCAGCCGGGUGUCAAAGGACGUCCAUCGGAGGCUGGACUAUUGUGCUUCAAAUGCAAAGCAGUUGUUAAAAAAAGCCAUGAAGGCAGGUUCUUAUGUUCAACCUGCAGUUAUCAAACCACUUCAGCAGAAGUGAGCAACAAGCUGCAGGAGAUCAGGAUUGUUCUGGAAAAAGCUGUGCACCUCAUGGAGAAAGAAAGACCAGCCGAGGCUCUGCAGCUGCUGAAACAGACGGAGAGUCAUUCUGGGCUGAUGCUUGCACAGACGCAUCCUUUACAGGGGGAGCUGGCUGAUGCAACAGCCAGAGCUUAUGCUACCAUGGGAGAAUGGAAAAAGGCGGCGUCUCAUCUGGAGCGCGGCGCCGCAGCCACUAGCUCUCAGUAUGGAGAGGACAGCGUCGAACUGGGACAACAGCUCUUCAAAUUAGUUCAGCUGCACUUUAAUGGCGGUGCCAGAAGCCAAGCCCUCGCCGUCAUUCCCAAGGUCAGGCGGCUCUUCCUCCUUCACUGCGGUCCCCACUGUCCUGAAUUACUGGAGCUGAAAGCCAUGGAGGAUUGUCUUCGAGGGUAGUCGUCUUUGCAGAAAACGCAAUAUGAAUCUACAUUCAAUAAAGCUCAUUAAAAUAAAGCGUUGGGAAAUGUUCUCUGUGCGUGAAGCAAUUGUUGUAUUUCUGGAUGUGAACACUCGUGUGUGAAUGUAUCCGUCAAUAACUUCAAUUUCAUGCUUCAGUGCCAAAGCUGACAACUGUGGGAAAUGUAGCAGGUAUUUCCAGGAUGCAUUUGGCUCUAAAUGAAUGGAAAUAAAUAUGAACUUUUUUAUGA
Molecule: messenger RNA, 2630 nt
Organism: Oryzias melastigma (Indian medaka)
Lineage: Eukaryota; Metazoa; Chordata; Actinopteri; Beloniformes; Adrianichthyidae
Gene: smyd4
Product: SET and MYND domain containing 4
Exons: 10
Coding region: 97-2379 (760 amino acids)
Molecular function (GO): protein binding
Source: RefSeq, a predicted model, not a curated record